Erinaceus europaeus (western European hedgehog) is the source of this 4330-nucleotide messenger RNA. RefSeq names its product GRIP and coiled-coil domain containing 1 (gene GCC1). The transcript is spliced from 2 exons. NCBI's taxonomy places the organism in Eukaryota, Metazoa, Chordata, Mammalia, Eulipotyphla, Erinaceidae. The coding region runs from base 453 to 2780 and encodes 775 amino acids. The record is from RefSeq and is a predicted model, not a curated record. Gene Ontology annotation, cellular component: Golgi apparatus.
CGGCGGACCCGGAAGUGUCGUUGGCUGGGCGGCCUCCGGAGAUAGGAAAUUGCGAUGGUUUUUGCUCACUUGAAAUCUUUGGCCAACCGGGGGCCGACGGGCCGGCCGGGUCUUCGGUGGCCCGGGUGAACACUUAGCACCGAGAGGCUUCUGGGCCUGUGCCGGCGAGUCCCGGCCGUUUGCGCCUCUCGGGCUGGCGUCUCCCCGCCUCCAGCGUAGGACCCGCCUCCGCUUGGAACCUGGUGCUGGGCUGUCGCUUGUUUGGCCUCCCUCCGGGCCCGCAGUCCAUUCGCUUGGCCACAGAUCACUGACAGCUGGGAAAAGCUGGUGUGCAGCCCAGCACCAGACAGCCCCCUCUCUCUGUGUGUCGUUUACAACUUCCGUCCAGCGUCUUUUGGGCCCUCUCCAGGGCGGCCCAACCAGUGACGUGGAGUAACCUGUUCUGAAUCCCUAUGGAGAAGUUUGGGAUGAAUUUCGGGGGCGGCCCGAGCAAGAAAGACCUGCUGGAGACGAUAGAGACACAGAAGAAACAGCUCCUGCAGUACCAGACACGUCUCAAGGAUGUGGUCCGCGCCUAUAAAAGCCUCCUAAAGGAGAAAGAGGCUCUGGAGGCCAGCAUCAAGGUGCUGUCGGUUUCCCACGAGGCGGAUUUGGGCCUCCCGGGUGUCCAGCCUCCAGGUCUCCCGUUUCCUGACUCAGUGGAUGAUCGGUGCUCCACACACAGCGAGGACAGCACCGGGACCGCCACCAGCUUGGAUACUGCCGCCAGCCUCACCAGCACGAAGGGUGAGUUUGGGAUAGAUGAUGACAGGCUGACCCGUGGAGCACCACCUCCAAAAUCCGAAGAGGUUAGCGGGUCGGAGAGUGGCGUGAGCAGUAGCAGUGGGGAUGGGUCAUCUGGGGCUGGGGAAGGGGACAAACGGCUACAGCAGCUGAAGACUCAGUUGGCCACUUUGACCAGCUCUUUGGCCACGGUCACCCAGGAGAAGUCCCGCAUGGAGGCUUCUUACCUGGCUGACAAGAGGAAGAUGAAACAGGACUUAGAGGAUGCCAGUAAAAAGGCAGAGGAGGAGAGGGGCCGUCUGGAGGGAGAACUGAAGGGGCUGCAGGAGCAGAUAGCAGAAACCAAAGCCCGACUUAUCACGCAGCAGCACGAUCGGGCCCAAGAGCAGAGCGACCAUGCAUUGAUGCUGCGGGAGCUCCAGAAACUGCUGCAGGAGGAAAGGACCCAGCGCCAGGACUUGGAGCUCAGGUUGGAAGAGACACGGGAGGCUCUCGCCGGCCGGGCCUAUGCAGCUGAGCAGAUGGGAGGGUUUGAACUGCAGACCAAGCAACUGACCCGAGAGGUGGAGGAGCUGAAAGGUGAGCUGCAGGCCCUUCGGGAUGAGAAGAGCCGCCCAGACCCUCGGCUGGAGGAGCUUCAGGAAGAGACUGUCUGCCUUAAGAACCAUUUCCAGACUCAGUUGCAGCAGGAAAUGAGGAAGACAGCCCUUGCAGAGGAUCAGCUGCGCCAGCAAUCUCAGGUGGAAGAGCAGAGAGUGGCAGCUUUGGAGAAUCAAAUAUCCGAAGUGUCCGAACUGCUGGGCACCUAUGAGAAAGCCAAGCAGAAGGACCAGCAGACCAUCCAAAAAUUGAAGGACCGGAUUCUGCAGCUCGACCUAGAGAACAAGACGCUGGCUCUCGCCGCCUCCAGCCGGUCUCCUCUGGACAACCUUGCAGAGGAGUCUGGUCUGGAUGUCAAUGUCUUGAAGGACAAAAUGGAGAAGCUGAAGAGGUUGCUGCAGGUCGCAGCCAGGAAAAGCCAGGUGACCCUGGAUGUGGAAAAACUCUGCCACCUGGAGAUAAUGCCCACCUCUGAGGCAGCCGACGGGGAGAAGGCCACCACGCUGUAUUACCAACAGGAGCUGAAACAGCUGAAGGAGGAGUUUGAGAGGUACAAGAUGAGGGCUCAGGUUGUCCUCAAGAGCAAGAACACCAAAGAUGGCAAUCUGGCCAAGGAGUUUGAGGAAGCCCAGGAACAGCUUGCGGAGCUGAAGGAGAAGUACAUCUCCCUGCGGCUCUCCUGCGAGGAGUUGGACCGCCAGCACCAGCAGGAGGCGGAGGACUGGAAGCAGGAGCUGGCCCGGCUGCAGCAGCUCCACCGACAGGAGCUAGAGCGCAGCCAGCUGGAUUUCAGGGACCGCACACUGAAGCUGGAGGAGGAGCUGCACAAGCAGCGGGACCGGGCCCUGGCCGUGCUGGCUGAGAAGGACUUGGAGCUGGAGCAGCUGCGCUCUGUGGCCUUGUCUUCUGGGCUACAGGGGCGCAGAAGCCCCGUGGAUGGCGGGCUUCCGGUGGACCUGGCUGACACUUCUUCUGCAGAUAGCCUGACCCAAGCGCUGCACCUUGCCGCCACCAAUGAGCCCACCUUCUUCCUGUACGCUGAGCAGUUAGCUCGCAAGGAGGUGGAGAUCACAUCCCUGCGGAAGCAGAAACACAGGCUGGAGGUGGAGGUACAUCAGCUCCAGGACCGGCUGCUGGAGGAGGGGGAACGGCACCGUGAGGAGGUGGGGGUCCUACAAAGCCACAUUGAGAAGAACAUCAGGGACCAGAGCAGGGAGGGAGCCAACCUCGAAUACCUCAAAAACAUCAUCUACCGUUUCUUGACCAUGCCUGACACCCUGGGCCGCCAGCAGACUCUCACUGCCAUCCUGACUAUCUUGCAUUUCAGUCCAGAGGAAAAGCAAGUGAUCAUGCGGCUUCCAAGCAGUGGGGGUUGGUGGUCUUCUGGCAAGAGAUGAUGGCAUUUCACUUGUUCCUACGAUUUCUGUGCCUCGUGUGUAGGAAGGGACAGGCUCUGGUUUCUGCUGCCUCUUUUCUUACAUUGUCAUUUAAUUUUUCACUGUGUGGGACGGGAGGGAGUCUCCAGUGUGGGGCUGGGGUUUUUCUGCCAAAUGCCAUUAAUGCCACUUUUUUCCUUGGGCCCUAGAAGUUCCUGAAGUGUUAGAACAACAUCUUCUGUUGUGUCUAAAUCAGCGGGAGAGGAGGGGGAGGUUAGAAUUGAGAGAUAUGAAAGUUGGGCAAGUGGUGAGAAUAGAUUUUUAUUUGAGUAUUAUGUUCCUAGCUCAGAGCUGGGCAUAAAUGUGACUCCAAAGGGAGUUCAGUUCAUUUCUAAACAUUCAAAAGGACAGGCUCUUUUCUCCACCGAAUCACAAUUUGAGUCUAGUCUGCUGCUGCCCCAAUUCUAUGGGGUCAUAAAUCCAGGCUAGAGAGGGACCAUAAACUUUGAAUUGUCCACUAGUCUGAAAGACCAAGGAAUAAUGAGUUCAUCCUGGACCUGGGAAGCUUGAGCUAGUUAGGGUCUGGGCAUGACUUAAUUAGAACAAAGCACACCACUUGGGACCAUUUGAGAGGACGUUGGGUACCAGUUAGACUUAGGGAUUUCCUGAAUGGUCUGAGGACAGGAUUAUAAUAGACCUCUUUCCCUUGGUCGUGCCUUAACCUGCCUGCCUAAGCUUGGCCUGAUAUUGUGAAUGAAUGCUCUCACUAUCUUUUCCUCAGUGUUGAACUGCCAUUAAGGGAAAAAAAAAUCAUUUUGAUUGGGAAGCUCUAAUCAUACCUGAAUAUAAGACAUUAACUCUAAGAUAUGUCACCCCUAUCCCCCACUCCCUAUAUAUUCCCAAGAUGGUUUAGCCUUUACAGAGACAGGGCAGAGAAAAUUUUCUGCUGAAUAUUCCAGACCAUUGCUGAGACUUUCUCAGGAAAGUGGUGGAAGUUGAGCUGAACCUGGGCUGGGGGGAUUUUAGCCCUGUGGCGUUCUGGCCACAGGGUGUUCAUGGUUUAUUGUCAUCCAGGUACUACACUCAGCCUUUAUGGAGGUAAUAGGUUCCAGUCCACAGCCAUCCUCCCUUAGUGUGUCACUCUUAAUUUUCAUUCUCCCCUGGUUUGUAAAAAAAAAAAAGCAGUCUUGCAUUAGCGAGAUUCAUUCUGCACUUAGGGAAAAAAGGCUUAUAGUUCAGGUAAUCUAGAUAGGAGGGACUUAGAAAAGUCACGUUCAAACUUAGUUUCCCUGUCCACCUCUCCCUCCAACUUGCCCUUGAUGCUUUUGGAGAUCUUUGGACCCCAAAACCAAUGCUUUGCCACUAAUUGGACUAAUAAUUUAUCUUUCCCUUACUUCAUCAUAGAGAUCUGUUGUGAGGGCUUGGGCUGCAGAGACAAAAUAAAUAUUGUGAUUGGGAGGCUGAGUGAAGCUGGAAGACUACCUACAAACAUUGAGCUGGCUUAAUGGAACAGAAGUGAUGUGUCCGUAUGAUAAUAACAAACCAUGAGAUCAUUAAAGCUGAACAACUCA